Messenger RNA from Tripterygium wilfordii, 1320 nucleotides. RefSeq lists its product as uncharacterized. Bases 258 to 1034 code for a protein of 258 amino acids. The record is from RefSeq and is a predicted model, not a curated record. The transcript has 2 exons. NCBI's taxonomy places the organism in Eukaryota, Viridiplantae, Streptophyta, Magnoliopsida, Celastrales, Celastraceae.
UUAAGGACAAGUUAGCUACAUACACCUCUAAAUAAUAUUGAUCCAAGAACAAAAUUAUAUAUAUGUGAAUAUUUUUUUUUUCCUUCUCAAAUUAUAUACAUGAAUCUAUUCGUAAAGGUUGUUUACCGGAUUCCAAAGGCAGCCAAUGAUACAUUUCCAUGAAAACAAGUAAACCAUCAUGGCAAUUUUAAUGUGCGUGUUAUUUGGGUAGAGUGAGGGACUCGAGGGAAGGGAGACUAGAAACCCAAGCAGAGGAGAUGGGUCUGCUGACCAACAAGGUGGAGAGAAGUGAAAUCAAGGCUGGAGAUCACAUCUACACUUAUAGAGCCAUAUUUGCUUAUUCUCAUCACGGUAUAUAUCUUGGCGGAAGCAAGGUGGUUCAUUUUACGCCCAGGCAACAUGCGAAUUCAAGCUCUGAUAUGUCUUCUGACUUGUACGAUACAAUUUCAAGCUGUCCAACUUUUCCUGACUGUGGAUUCAGGCAACCUAAUAGUGGGGUAGUUAUGUCAUGCCUGGACUGCUUCCUUGGAAAGGGAUCCCUUCAUUGUUUUGAAUAUGGGGUAACUCCAUCGGUUUUCCUUUCAAGAGUACGUGGGGGCACAGGCACCAUUGCAGCAUCCGACCCGCCAGACGCAGUCAUUCACAGAGCAAUGUAUCUUCUUCAAAACGGAUUCGGCAACUAUGAUGUCUUCCAGAACAACUGUGAGGAUUUUGCACUGUACUGCAAAACGGGUCUUUUGAUAAUGGACAGGCUAGGGGUAGGAAGAAGUGGUCAAGCUUCUUCUGUUAUUGGUGCUCCAUUGGCUGCCAUUCUUUCUUCUCCUCUGACACUUCUAAUGCCAAGUCCUGUCGGUGUUGCUACUGUUACAGCUGGUAUGUAUUGCUUGAGCAGGUAUGCUACUGAUAUAGGUGUUCGGACUGAUGUGAUCAAGGUGGCAGCGGAAGACUUGGCAGUGAACCUGGGUUGGGCAGGCCAUGUUGAACAAGAAGCUGUGGACGAUGUGGCCGCUAACAGACCACCACUCAUAGGGUGAUACCCUAUUCUCCCUUGUCUUCAAGCUUAGUUAAAUUAGAAUUGUAGUAUGGCUUAAUAAUCAUUUACUGACAUUGAUGAAUUGAACAUUCUGCGUGUCUUAUUUACAAAGUUGUAUCAUUUCUCUCUCUUUCUGGUUUCAUUCAUGACCCAUGUAAGUACAUCUGGUCAAGUAGUGGAUUAGAUGAAGGACAUGUAUUUAUACUCUGCCAUAGGCUCUUGGUUGUCUAUUGACAUUGUGAAUUUAAUUUCUUCUCUCUUUUUAUUGUGCAAUGAUUUGUCAAAAA